This is a messenger RNA of Liolophura sinensis, 1530 nucleotides long. Its product is annotated as microtubule nucleation factor SSNA1-like. NCBI's taxonomy places the organism in Eukaryota, Metazoa, Mollusca, Polyplacophora, Chitonida, Chitonidae. The transcript is spliced from 3 exons. Gene Ontology annotation, cellular component: centrosome; ciliary basal body. The coding region runs from base 121 to 468 and encodes 115 amino acids. The record is from RefSeq and is a predicted model, not a curated record.
GCAACCGUCUCAACACGCUGUGACAGGACUACUUUCAAAGCAAAUUAAUCUAUGUUUUAACUGUGGGUGUUCAAUUUUAUUGUGAAAUUACAUUUAGAAGCAGAAGUCGCAACAUUCCAGAUGUCACAGCAAGGCGCAGCACUUCAAAAUUAUAACAAUGAACUCGUAAAAUGUAUAGAGGAGCUAUGUUCCAAGAGAGAUGAGUUGUACAAACAGAUCCUCCUGGAGGAAGAGGAGAAGCAAAAGUUACAAAAUGACAUCAGGAUUCUGACAGAAAAAAUGGCCAAGGUCAAUGAGAGCCUGGCCAAGAAAAUGGCCACAAAAAACGAGUUUGAUCGUACGAUAGCAGAAACGGAAGCUGCCUAUAUGAAGAUACUGGAGAGUUCUCAGACGCUGCUGAAUGUGCUGAAACGGGAAUCUCACAACCUGAAGGAGAAGCCUCAGUCACACAGAACAACGACAAGCUAGCUGACAUUGCAUGAUUCACUCAAUCACACGGACACUGAUAACUGUGCAGACAAGGGCAGAUAACUGACAGCUGGGAUUCUCAGCCUUACACAGCCAGUUAUUUUGUUCAGUGCCUUUUUCUUUAACCCAUAUGGGUUGUAUUUUGUACAUUUAUGUGUAAAAAAUAAAAAAUACUUCCUCCAUAAGUUAAUAACUUCAGUAACUUAAAAGAUAUGUGAAAUCGUCUGGUAAGUGUAUUCAUCAUGUACAGUGACAUAUUUCUUUUCGUUAUUGUAAUUGAUUGGUCAUGUGAUCUUGAAAUUUUCAUCGCCACAAGAAUAGUGGAGCUACCUCAGAGGUAACAUUGUAUUGUAGACGGUAUAAAGGUUCCAACAAAAGUCUUUAUUCUUCCUAGAUUUACUGAAUAUGACCUAAAGUUUCAUCAGCUCAUUUUACCUGAGUUCUUUUGAUCAUACAACAGUGUUUUUUUUUAUUUGGAAGACAGAAUGAUAUCCUGCUUGUACUGGGAAAAUGUAGAUUACAGCAAGAAAAGUAAUAUUUUCUGACCUGCAUGUAUUUAUGCCUAUAUAAAUGCACGUUUUGGGCAAAUUUUUAAGGCAGAUACAGCACUUGGUUGAGUAACCGGGAUAAGCAUGAACGUUGUUGUUCAUUCUGUAAUUCUUCAACCAAUUAGCAAGUUUGCAAGGUGUUCAUUCAAGCGUACUUUGGUGUCAUUAUUCUGUGUAGAGUGAUAAACGUGUAUUUUUUGUGAAGCCCUAAAAUUGGCCAACCCACCCAGUGUAGUCAUGCCUCCAAAAUUGAAUUCAAAAGGUGCAUAAAUGGCACAGAUGCUUGCUCAUAUGUGAACAGAUUAGAAGAAUUAGGGCAAGUAUAAUCAAGGUUGUCAACUGUAGCCGUUCAUGUUUACGAGCUAGCACUGUAGUAUGUCGUCCAAACUUCCUGUUUGGAAGUGAAUUAGAAUUAAUCUUAUUUAGAGAACAUUAGCAAACUGUCAUCAGCAUCUUUUUAAUUUUAUUAUGAUCAUGUCUAUCAUGUAUAUAUUCUGUGAAAUAUAUUUUGUUA